UAUUCCAAUAAGAAGAGGGAUCAGUGUGUCCCCAAAAGCAUAAGCUUCUUAUCCUAUGAAGAAUCAUUGGGACUCAUCCUGACUUUCUUUGCCAUUGCUUUGUCCCUAACCACUGCCUUUAUUCUGGGAAUCUUCAUUAAACACCAAGAAACUCCCAUAGUCAAAGCCAACAACCGUGAACUCACCUUUGUUCUCCUGGUUUCUCUCCUGUUUUCUUUCUUGACCUCCCUUCUAUUCAUUGGUCGCCCCAUGAAAAUGACCUGUCUCCUUCGACAAACCAUUUUCAGUAUUGUUUUCUCAGUUGCCGUAUCUUCUUUGCUGGCCAAGACUGUAAUGGUGGUGGUGGCCUUCCUGGCUACAAAGCCAGGAAGCAGUUUGAGGAAAUGGCUGGGGAAGGGUCUGGCCCACUCGAUUGUUUUAUCCUGCUCUGGUAUUCAAGUAGGCAUCUGUAUGACAUGGCUGGGAAUCUUUCCCUCAUUCCCAGAUUCUGACUUUCAUUCCCAGCCAGAACACAUCCUGCUGCAGUGCAACGAAGGUUCAGUGGCCAUGUUCUACACUGCCCUUGGCUACAUGGGUUUUCUGGCUGCCAUCUGUUUCUUGGUUGCAUUUCUGGCUCGAAAUCUGCCAGGGACCUUCAAUGAAGCCAAACUGAUCACCUUCAGCAUGUUGGUGUUUUGUAGUGUUUGGAUCUCCUUUGUUCCCAGCUACCUGAGCACCAAAGGGAAAUACAUGGUGGCUGUGCAGAUCUUCUCCAUAUUGGCCUCCAGCCUAGGUUUAUUGGGUUGUAUUUUUGUUCCCAAGUGCUACAUUAUUACACUGAGACCUGACAUAAACACCAAGGAACAUCGAGACCACCAGCACCCAAGGAAGCUCACCAUGAAAAUGAUAGCGAUGCGAGCUUACCUGAAGCCUACCUUCAGGCACCUGGGGCUGCCUGAAGCCGAGGUGCCCGCUUCUUCGUCACCAGAAGCUGCUCGCCAAGCGGAGGAGUCCCAUCCAGCAGCAGCUCUGUCAGAGCUGAGAAGAUCUGGUCACCUGCGCAAGCGCCUGUGUUACCUGAAGGACUACGCAUGCUCUAUUCGGGGAGAAAGGAGUGUUGCAUUCCAAAAAGAUGGAGCUGAAGUCUUCACUCCA
Molecule: messenger RNA, 1134 nt
Organism: Notechis scutatus (mainland tiger snake)
Lineage: Eukaryota; Metazoa; Chordata; Lepidosauria; Squamata; Elapidae
Source: RefSeq, a predicted model, not a curated record